AUGUCUCGCUUCUGGUGUCUAUUCCUCUCCGCCUCGGUGUUCACCCUCACCCAACUCGCCGGCGCCUCAAUCUCCAACCCGCACCAACUCGUCAUCGUCUCCGCAUUCACCGGAAUCGCCUACGGCUUCCUCUUCGGCGUUUUCCCUUCGUUGACAGCCCAUACCUUUGGCAUAAACGGCCUUUCCCAGAACUUCGGUGUCAUGACCCUAGCACCGGUCUUUAGCGGGAACAUAUUCAACCUGCUCUACGGAAGCAUCUACGACCACCACUCCAUCGUCGACCGUAAUGGAGACCGCGACUGCCCCGAUGGACUCGCGUGCUACCAGGGCGCAUACUACAUGACUUUCUUCUCGGGCGUUGGCGGGAUACUCGUCUGCCUGUGGAGUAUCUGGCGUGAUAGACGGCAGCACGGUCAACUCCACGCGAAAGUCGAGCAUGACCGACUCGCCUGA
This is a messenger RNA of Aspergillus calidoustus, 453 nucleotides long. NCBI's taxonomy places the organism in Eukaryota, Fungi, Ascomycota, Eurotiomycetes, Eurotiales, Aspergillaceae. The record is from the annotation of a GenBank genome assembly.